Athene cunicularia (burrowing owl) is the source of this 3601-nucleotide messenger RNA. It is a transcript of the gene NPR3, whose product is annotated as natriuretic peptide receptor 3. The transcript has 7 exons. The record is from RefSeq and is a predicted model, not a curated record. Gene Ontology annotation, molecular function: natriuretic peptide receptor activity; peptide hormone binding. Gene Ontology annotation, biological process: vasodilation; regulation of blood pressure. Lineage: Eukaryota; Metazoa; Chordata; Aves; Strigiformes; Strigidae. Bases 4 to 849 code for a protein of 281 amino acids. Gene Ontology annotation, cellular component: membrane.
AUCAUGUGUGCCAGCGGUGACACAAUCAGGAACAUCAUGUUGGCUGCUCAUCGGCAAGGAAUGACCAACGGGGACUACGCUUUUUUCAAUAUUGAACUCUUCAACAGCUCAUCAUUUGGAAAUGGCUCAUGGAGAAGAGGAGACAAACAUGACCUUGAAGCCAAGAAGGCAUACUCAUACCUCCAGACCGUCACUCUGCUGAGGACCGUGAAGCCUGAGUUUGAGAAGUUUUCCCUGGAGGUGAAAAGUUCUGUUCAGAAGCAAGGUCUGCAUGAGGAUGACUACGUGAACAUGUUUGUGGAAGGAUUCCAUGAUGCUAUUCUUCUUUAUGCUCUAGCUUUACAGGAAGUCCUGAAGUUUGGUUUCAGUAAGAAAGAUGGGGAAAAAAUUGUUCAGCAAACACGGAACAGAACAUAUGAAGGCAUUGCAGGGCAGGUGUCCAUUGAUGCCAAUGGAGAUAGAUAUGGGGAUUUCUCUGUGAUUGGAAUGACGGACCCAGAGACAGGCACACAGGAGGUGAUAGGAGACUACUACGGAAAGCAAGGACGUUUUGAAAUUCGAUCAAAUGUUAAAUAUCCUUGGAAUCAUGGCAGGCUGCGACUGGAUGAAAGCCGAGUCUCAGAGCACACAAACAAUACACCAUGUAAAUCAUGUGGUCUAGGAGAAUCAGCAGUUACAGGAAUAGUUGUGGGUGCCUUGCUUGGAGCAGGAUUGCUAAUGGCUUUCUACUUUUUCAGAAAGAAAUACAGAAUAACUAUUGAGAGGCGAACUCGACAGGAGGAGUGUAACAUGGGGAAACAUCGGCAGUUACGUGAAGACUCCAUUAGAUCUCAUUUUUCUGCCGCAUAAAGAAGAAGAAAAAGAAUCCCAUUCUUCCUAGGAAAAAAAAGAAUUAGGAAAAAGGACACAACCAAAGACAUCAGUGUAAAAAGAAGAGGCUCUUGAAGAACUCACUCUUUUAAGCAGUAAUUUUGUCUUAAUUUCUUUCAAAAGCUCAGGAAUGAUUUACUAAUCACAUUAUGCCGCAUGGCCUUUCAUCUCAUGAAAAAAGAAAACGAUGCAGUUUGAUGUUAUAGGAUGCACUUAGUAUGUAAAGACAGUAUUUCUUAAAGCAUAUAUUAAGGACAGCAGAUUUGGGUUUAGUUGAUGGGGAAUGCCUCAUUCUGAUCCCUUCUUUUUAUAACUCUUGUCGCCUCCUUCCUUAAUUGCAUCUCACCCAUGGAUAUCAAAUAUGGUUUCACAGGCACAGGUGCUGGUUGCUGUCAAAAUGGAAAAAAGUUCAUCUGGGGUAUGAUCCUGCAUCACUGAAUCAUUGCCAUUGAUUAAAGGGGAUACAAGAUUGGCCAUAAUGAGUUUAGUUCUGGGAGGGAACUGGCACUCGGGUGUAAUUAACUCCACUGGGGUGUAAUUAACUCCACUGAGAAGUCAGGCAGGUGGAAAUACACACAAACCAUUCAUUCCUUGUUUGUGUAGUAUCACAAACAAAAGCACUGAUUCUCCCUCUUAGGUGCUGGGAGUUAGGAAAAACUCCAGUGAAGGAUGAGGAGUUUCACAGGUGUGAAAUAGUGAGGGAGAAGACAAUCAGGCCUCUGGAGAGGACUGACUAAUUCCUCAGUCUUAUAUGUGUUUUCUCAUGCUCUUUUCUCUCCACUGCCGUGACUUGUCAGAGAGGCAAAUACAGUCCAUGUAGAGCCUGCUCCUGUUCCCAGUGAAGUCAAUGGCAAAAUCCCAUUAACUUCAGUGAGCACAGGACUACAUCCAGAAUUGUAAAUAUGAAAGUGUUUGUAUAGCUGAGGCAAUUCAAAAGGGGAUCUUUUUUGUGUAAAAAUGACAUUCCAUGCUACCAUUUUAUUUUUAGGAUAUUUUUAUCUUGUAUUUUUCUAUUAAAGUAUCUAUUUUUGCUUUGGUAGGAUUAAAAGGGAGAGGAUGUUUUGAAGACAUAUUUUUUAUGAUAGGAGUAACAGGCAGGGAAAGUCAACAGCUGUAGAUAUGUUUUAGAACCAGUAUUUAGGGGAGGAGAAGUGACUUUGUAGAUACUAACAGACUUUUUCCCCCACUUUCUUCUCCAGACACGUGCAACAUUCAAAUAGUUGUUUAAACAAUAUAAAUGCAGUUAUUGAAUUGUCUAUGUGAUAAUGGCCCUGAUCCUGAAAAUAAUUAACUUUUCACAUGUUAAAUAGUCCUACUUUAGUCAGUGAGACUAACCAUGUGUGUACAAUUAAACACGCAAGGAACUACCUUCAGGAAUUGGGGCUGUAAAACACUAUUCUAGGGCUGACUUUAAUCCCAUUGCCAUCAGUAUCCCUGGGACUUUGGCCAUUUACUUUACCAGGAGCAAAACUGAAUCUAUGAUGAAUUAGCUACUGACAGGUUACUUUAUACUAGACAAAGGAGAGCUUGCACUUUCUAGUCAACAAAUGGAAAUGAACAGUACAUAUUAUAGCUAUGGUGAAGAAGACCCAUAAAAAUGUUUUGUGAGAGAAAAUUCAGCUAUGACUGUGGUUCUAGUGCUUGAAAUCUUUUAGUUUAUCCUGUUCUCAUUUCAUAAGCAGAACUUUCUGCCCUCAGCAAUCAUAGUCAGACUUGAAAGUUAAUCUCAAAACUGACAUUGAAGCCUGUGUUCUACAAAAAUUCUAGGUCCUGAGAAGCCAGAGUACCAGUUCAGAUAAACCAUUUUGGGGUAGCUGGAAGUGAAUGAAGAGUGAAAGCUGCCUCUGUCUUCUUUCUGCUGCCUUUUAUUUGUUAAUGGGGAAGUACCCCAUGGAGAAUUUAAUUGGAUUUUUUUUUCCUUAUGUUUUACUUGUCUCUUAGGAUAUGCAGGGGUUCAUCACCUAUUCUUAUAAAACAUGUCCAGUGUCCCAGGCAGCCAGAGGGCAGGGCUGCCUGGCUGUCAGGGCAGCUCCAGUACAGGUGGUAGAUGCAGACCAGGUAGAUUUGGUGUCUUUAGGACUGACUGUAACAGCUCUUGUUCACACAGUAGAUUUCCAUCAUCCCAUUUCGCAUUCUGAACCUGUAUGACUUCUGCAAAGGUGCCUUAGCCAAAGUAACACUGUGGUCAGUGGACAGUUUUUUGAAGUAGCUUCCUUGUCUCAUGGACACCAGAGAAGAAUGUAGGUUAGAGUAGCAUUUGUACUGUUUCAGAGCUGGGGAGAAAAAGAGACUUCCUGAUUAGGUUUUGGAACUUUUUUCAAGCAUUUGAGUUUGUCUAGCCUCUAGGCAUGCUUAUAGUUUGGGUUUUUUUGAUACUUUCCAAGGGAGUUUUGAUCUACUUGUUUUGCAAAUAUGCCUUUCAGUGUUUUCACUUUCUUCUAUCCAUUUGACUAUUUUGCCACAGAAAAAGGAAAGGAAAACCUUUAAAUAUGUAGAGGAAAGAGGGUAUGAUUUGAAGGAUAAACUUUUUCCAAAAUUAUAUUUGUUAUGACUUGGCCUUGCAGUGUGAACUAGUACUCAAGCAGUCAUUAGUUAGGGACCAAGACAGUAGUGUAUUUUUCCUGGGCUAUGCAAGGUCAGACCAGAAGAUCUGAGCCAGGAGAUCUAGCUGGGACAACAAAUUGUUACGACAGCUUUUUUAUUACCCCAUCUUACUAUAGCUAAACAUAUU